CCUCCCAUAGAGCCAUUUGAGUGGGUUUGAACCGCAGCAGCCAAGUGCUUAACCAUUGUGCCACAGGGCUCCUUUGGUAAAACCCUAGGUAGCCCUAAAUGAGUUCAGCCAUUUAUUUACGUUCUUUUUAUGCCUUUGACUAACCAGCUGGAGAAAUUACACAACUGGCUGCUCUUUAUAUUCAUGAGCUUAGUUCUUGCAGUCCAUCAACCCUGCGCUGAAAUCCUACCAUGUUUCUCAGAUAAGCAUUCUUUGCUACUUUCCAAGAUUACUCUUUCAUGCAUUUUUUGCCCCUCAUACCUCUUCAUAGUCUGUCUUUAGUUGAAGAGCUUGCCUCAUAUCCAAGUAAGAAAAUAAAAGUUACCAGAUGGAAACUCUGUUAUUUUCCCAGUACUGAAUCCAGAAUCCUACCUGCAUCCUCACCCAUCUAUUCCUUCUGCCCUCGUUUUGUAAGGGAAGGAAGUGCCUCUUCCCUCAAGGGGCAGUCUUUCCAUUUGUACUACUCUAUCUCUUCUCUGUAAGGGAUCUUGUUUCUUUUGUUAUUAAUUCUUCCAUCUCAGUAUAAGUUCUGUAUCAGCAUACAGACACCCUCUGCCUUUUCCCAGCUUAAGAAAACUCAUUCUUGGACGCACAUCUGUCCACUUUUAUUUCCCUGCUCCCCUUUAUAGCUCAAUUUCUUUAGUUACCUACACAGGUUGUCUCCACUUUGUCACCUCACAUUAACUCUUCAACUCAGUUUAGUUUAUCCUCACUACUGCAUUGCUUUUGUCAAGAUUAUCAGUGGCUUUUAUGUUGUCAAAUCUAAUGGACACUUUUCUAUUCUCCAGCCUUUUAAUACCAUUUGCUAUAAUUGACCUCUUUGUUUUUCUUGAAAUAUGCUUCCCCUCUUGGUUUCUGUGAUAGCACUGUUCUGGCUUUCUUGCUACUCUACUGAUUCACCAGCUUUUGGAAAUUUUCCUCUACCUUACCUAUAAUUUGGUGUAUCUUGGGUCUGACCUGGUUCUUUUUCUGUUCUUUAUCUUGGGGUGAUCUUAUUUAUUCCCUUGACUUUAACUAUUACUUACAUAUUGAUGCCUCCCAAAUUUAUAUCUCCAGAUAUCUUUUCUAGAUUUGAUAUCCAACAUCUUACUUGGCUAUCGAAUAGACAUUUUAAAUUUAAAACAUAUCUGAAGUGGAACUUUUCAUUUCCCCAAACCUAUCUCUUUUCCAUUUCUUUCGUCUAAAACUGUUACUAAAGCUAGAAACCUAGGAGUUAUCCUUGUUUGUUUUCUUUCUUUCAUUCCCACAUCUACUUCCUCAGUAAAUCUUCUCCACUGUAUCUUUAAAAUAUACACUUAAUCCAUCAUCUUAUUAUCACCACUAUUAGCACCUAGCUAUCAGGAGACCUAAUAGUUGAUCUCUCUGCUUCCACUAUUGUCUGUGGAGAAUACCCAUUCUCCACAUGAGACAGAGCAGAAGAAAAUACAUAAAUGAGAUUCUCAUUGCUCCCUUGAUUAAAAUUAUCUAAACGGCUCAUAAUUCCAGUUAGAAUAAAACCCAGACUUAAGCUUAUUCUGGCAUACUAGAUCCCACGUGAACUAGACCAUGGUUACCUUUCUGACUUAACCCUUUAGUGAAUGAAUUAUUUUAUGUUUGUAAUUUUUUGGUGAUGUAGUGUUUUUUCACUAAUGGAAUGCAUGCUGAAUCACUGAGUGUUGGCAAUCUUUUGUUAGGUAAUGUGGUUUUUUAUUAAUAUUAUGUGGUACACAUAUAUACCAGUGAAUUCUGGAGGUAAGAUAGGUGUAUGAGAACGGGAAAAAAUAGUUUUUUCUUAUCAAUUUUUUUGUUGUUGAGUGAAACAUUAUUAGAUAACUGCCAAACCACUGUGAAUCAUGGCCCAGCAAAGUGGACACAGAACCUGAACCAUCACAACAGGAUAAUACAAAUGCCAUACCUCCAAACCAAUAUGAGAAUACACAAGGGGGAGACGUUGUCUACUUCCAGCCUCCUGUAAAACUAAAGCCCCGAAAGGAAGUGCGGUUGUGGGAACAUUACCACUGCAAUAAAUUACUGCUUACUGCAAAACAGGUACUUACAGCUCAGAAACCAGAAGAGGGAGAAAGAGACAAAAGUCAUUCACAGUCAGUCCUCCUGCUGCAGCACCUCCUGCAACAACCUCUCAGCACAACAACAUGGCGCCGACGAACAUCCUUCUGGUUUACGCAGUUAAUGGAAGUCUCUGCCCCGACUCUAGCACGUAUUAAAAAUGUUCCAAAAGCAUGCCUAUAAACCCCAGAGAUGGAAAAUAAAUAUCGAUAUCAGGAAGAAGACACACCUCCUCAAGAGCACAUUUCUCCACAAAUCACUAAUGAGGUGAUUGGUCCAGAAUUGGUUCAUGUCUCAGAAAAGAACCUGUCCGAGAUUGAGAAUGUCCAUGGAUUUGUUUCUCAUUCUCAUAUUUCACCAAUAAAGCCAACAGAAGCUGUACCUCCCUCUUCUCCCACUGUCCCCGUGAUCCCCGUCCUGCCAGUCCCUGCUGAGAAUACUGUCAUCCUACCCAACAUAACACAGGCAAAUCCUCCUCCAGUACUGGUCAACACAGAUAGCUUGGAAACACCGAUUUACGUUAAUGGUACUGAUGCAGACUAUGAAUAUGAAGAAAUCACACUUGAAAGGGGGAAUUCAGGGCUUGGUUUCAGCAUUGCAGGAGGUACAGACAACCCACACAUUGGAGAUGACUCAAGUAUUUUCAUUACCAAAAUUAUUGCAGGGGGAGCAGCCGCUCAAGAUGGAAGAUUGCGGGUCAAUGACUGUAUAUUGCGAGUAAAUGAAGUAGAUGUCCGUGAUGUAACACAUAGCAAAGCAGUUGAAGCAUUGAAGGAGGCAGGAUCUAUCGUACGCUUGUACGUAAAAAGACGGAAACCGGUAUCAGAAAAAAUAACGGAAAUAAAGCUCAUUAAAGGUCCUAAAGGUCUUGGGUUCAGCAUUGCUGGUGGUGUUGGAAAUCAACAUAUUCCUGGGGAUAAUAGUAUUUAUGUAACCAAAAUAAUUGAAGGAGGUGCAGCACAUAAAGAUGGCAGACUUCAAAUUGGAGAUAAACUUUUAGCAGUGAACAGUGUAUGUUUAGAAGAAGUUACUCAUGAAGAAGCCGUAACUGCCUUAAAGAACACAUCUGAUUUUGUUUUCUUGAAAGUGGCAAAACCUACAAGUAUGUAUAUGAAUGAUGGCUAUGCACCACCUGAUAUCACCAACUCUUCUUCUCAGCCUGUUGAUAACCAUAUUAGCCCAUCUUCCUACUUGAGCCAGACACCAGCUUCACCAUCCAGAUACUCACCAGUUUCAAAAGUAAUGCUUGGAGAUGAUGAAAUCACAAGGGAACCAAGAAAAGUUGUUCUUCAUCGUGGCUCAACAGGCCUUGGUUUCAACAUUGUAGGAGGUGAAGAUGGAGAAGGAAUAUUUAUUUCCUUUAUAUUGGCUGGAGGACCUGCUGAUCUUAGUGGAGAGCUCAGAAAGGGAGAUCGUAUUAUAUCGGUAAACAGCGUUGACCUCAGAGCUGCCAGCCAUGAGCAGGCAGCAGCUGCAUUGAAAAAUGCUGGUCAGGCUGUCACAAUUGUUGCACAGUAUCGACCUGAAGAAUACAGUCGUUUUGAAGCUAAAAUACAUGACUUACGGGAGCAGAUGAUGAAUAGUAGCAUCAGUUCAGGGUCAGGUUCUCUUCGAACUAGCCAGAAGCGAUCUCUCUAUGUCAGAGCCCUUUUUGAUUAUGACAAGACUAAAGACAGUGGACUUCCCAGUCAGGGAUUGAACUUCAAAUUUGGAGACAUUCUCCAUGUCAUAAAUGCUUCUGAUGACGAAUGGUGGCAAGCCAGGCAGGUUACAUCAGAUGGUGAGAGUGAUGAAGUUGGAGUGAUUCCCAGUAAACGCAGGGUUGAGAAGAAAGAACGAGCCCGGUUAAAAACAGUGAAAUUCAAUUCUAAAACAAGAGGAGAUAAAGGGCAGUCAUUCAAUGACAAGCGUAAAAAGAACCUCUUUUCCCGAAAAUUUCCCUUCUACAAGAACAAGGACCAGAGUGAGCAGGAAACGAGUGAUGCUGACCAGCAUGUAACUUCUAAUGCCAGCGAUAGUGAAAGUAGUUACCGUGGUCAAGAAGAAUAUGUCUUAUCUUAUGAGCCAGUGAAUCAACAAGAAGUUAAUUAUACUCGACCAGUGAUCAUAUUGGGACCUAUGAAAGACAGGAUAAAUGAUGACUUGAUCUCAGAGUUUCCUGACAAAUUUGGAUCAUGUGUUCCUCAUACAACUAGACCAAAACGAGAUUAUGAGGUAGAUGGAAGAGACUAUCAUUUUGUGACUUCAAGAGAACAGAUGGAAAAAGAUAUUCAGGAACAUAAAUUCAUUGAAGCUGGCCAAUAUAACAACCAUCUGUAUGGAACAAGUGUUCAGUCUGUACGAGAGGUAGCAGAAAAGGGCAAACACUGUAUCCUCGAUGUGUCUGGAAAUGCCAUAAAGAGAUUACAGAUUGCACAACUUUACCCAAUCUCCAUUUUUAUUAAACCCAAAUCCAUGGAAAAUAUCAUGGAAAUGAAUAAGCGUCUAACAGAAGAACAAGCCAGAAAGACGUUUGAGAGAGCCAUGAAACUGGAACAGGAGUUCACUGAACAUUUCACAGCCAUUGUACAGGGAGAUACGCUGGAAGACAUUUACAACCAAGUGAAGCAGAUCAUAGAAGAACAGUCUGGCCCUUACAUCUGGGUUCCAGCAAAAGAAAAGUUAUGAGGACUGAUGUUUCUCUGUUUCUCUUUUCCAGUCUCAUUUCCUUUAUUUGACACUUUUUUGCCCUUUCUUUCUGGAGUCUGUCUUUAAUCCUCCUCCAUGUGGAACCAUAUCCCGCUCAUCAUGGUCUGCAGGUGCACUCACAUUUGACAUCUGAUGUCUCCUUCCAGUUGCAUCAUCUGUGUUAUCUUAUGUCACUAUUGGUUUGUGGCCAUUUUUCAGAACUGAAGAUGGAGUGGCCUGGCCAGCUAUUAAGGUUUUGGGGAGACGGGGAAAUUGUGGUAAAAUUCCUUAAUGUUUAAGGGAAAGUAACUUUAAGAGAUUUUCAGGAAAGCUUUAUAUACAUUCUUUUCAAAUUUCAAUAGAAAUGGGAGAACAGUGGUCUUAAUCAGUGAUUUAAUAAACUUUGAGCAGCUAUGCACGUUUAACUUUUUAAUAGCAUGGUUUGGCCAGUGAGUUAGCUCUCAACUCCUUUUCUGAAUUGACUUCUAUUAUCAAAGUAAAUAUUUCAUUACGACAAAUAAGGAAAAUGUUUUUUAAUUUCAAAAUCAGUGUCUGAAUUAACUUUCAUAAUUUCACAAGGGAUAUUCAUUUCUCAUAAGAGUUCUUCUUGAAGUCUGUUAUUGUUUGAGAUUUUUUUUCUCCCAUACAUUUGCUAGGAAUAACAAUGUUCAAUUGAUUUUAAUCUACUUGUGCAACACUCUAGUGUCUUACAGAAGUUGUUUAUAGCGAAUGAUCAUCGUAUUUUCUGAACUGAGGCCGUAUUAGGUGCUAGGGGGUGCUUGCCUUUUACAUGGAAAGUGAGAAAAUUUCAUAAACAUAAAUAUAGACAAAACAGACUCUACAGUGGUGAUGUAGUAAUCAUUAUGGCAAUGGAAAAGGAGUCCAAUUCAUAGCCUAAAACGUUAAAUGUAUUCUUAGGGGUCAGAUUUUAAUGAAUAUUUUACCCACAAUAACUGCCUAUUUUGUUAUAAUAAAAUAUAUAUAUAUAUAUAAAUAUAUAUAAAACUUUCUUUAACUAAACUAACUAUGGGAAUUAUUUUCUUUACAUAGUUGCACACACACGCGCAUAUAUAUAUAUUUAAAAUAUAUUUUUUCUUUUGCCACCUACUCCUAACUUUUUGUUUUGUUUUGUUUUGUUUAUAAAUUAAAUUGAUUUAGAGUUUAUCUUUCCUUAAUCAUGUGAACUGAAAAUAGGGGUACGGUGGUUGUGGGGAGAAACCUUUGGGGGAAAUUAGAUUACAAGUAAAAGUAUGGGCAUGUUCUCCUCUUUUCUACAAAAGUUUUCAAAUGGUUCCUGUUUUUUGUUGUUGUUCUUGUGUUUUGGGUUUGGUUUCAGUCCUCCGCCUUUCCUUCCAGCCCUCCCCCCUUCACUAAUAGGAAAACAGGCAAAAACUCCACUCACGUGUGUGUUUCCCCUCUGACUGUACACCUUUCAUCUCACGUAGCUGCUCUGCACUAGAGUUGCACACAUCUUGGUGCUGAGCAAUCAUAAGAAAUUUUAGUGAAAGGUAGAAAUGACUUCAGAAAUCAAUUUCUCUGGUCCUUUACAUUAAUAAUAUUGUUUGGCUUCCCGUUGCUUUUUGAAGUUGUUUAUUAAAUAUGUGUUUUUGACAACCUCCUCAUUAUAUAAUGUUUCUUAAAAUGAGCACUGGUUUGUGAACAAUUAUCAACAGUAUCCAUUCCAUUUAUGAGAAAGAGGAGAACAGCUAAUAAACUUUAUUGUAAAAUUUAUAUGUUGAGUGUGUCUUGAUUCUGAAAGAAAACAUCAUUUUACAAGCUAGUGUUUUCUUGGAACAGUUGGGUACAUCAUGUAAUUUAUCAUCUGAAUUCAAGAGCCAUUAGGCAACAUAAUAAAAAUGUUUGGGUUUUGGAAUUGAGUAUGGUGACACAUUGAAGAAUAUAAUAUUGCCGUUACACUAAAUGUAGUGGGCUAUUGCCAAACAUGAGCAUACUAAAAAGGAAAUUGUAGAAUGAUUUUAGGAGAGUCCCAGAAGUCACUUUGCAGCAAGAUUUCAGCGUAAGCCGUUCUGAAGUAUUUUCUGAAUAGUCACAUUAUAAAAUAUCAAGCAGUUAUAAAAUGUUUAUGUGUUAAAAUAUCUUUGUCACACUGCUUUCUGGAUAUCCUUGUUAAGUGAUUUUUUAUAAUACUGACUUUCAUGCAGCUUUCUAUAUUGUAUAAAACCAAAAAAAAAUCCAUUGCUGUUGAGUCGUUCUGACUCACAGCAACCCUA
Messenger RNA from Trichechus manatus latirostris (Florida manatee), 6983 nucleotides. RefSeq names its product discs large MAGUK scaffold protein 1 (gene DLG1). Gene Ontology annotation, biological process: establishment or maintenance of epithelial cell apical/basal polarity; embryo development; chemical synaptic transmission. The record is from RefSeq and is a predicted model, not a curated record. Gene Ontology annotation, molecular function: kinase binding. Gene Ontology annotation, cellular component: postsynaptic density membrane; basolateral plasma membrane; neuromuscular junction. The transcript has 24 exons. Bases 2278 to 4752 code for a protein of 824 amino acids. NCBI's taxonomy places the organism in Eukaryota, Metazoa, Chordata, Mammalia, Sirenia, Trichechidae.